GCCGAAAAUACCUCCAGUGCCGCGCUCGCUUCGGAGAAGACCCGACGACCAUGCCCAGCGAGUACUUGCAGAAGCAGCAAAAUGUCCCGAUGAUGUUCCGUCGGCACGGCGACGUCACGCCCAAGCCUCGAGGACAUGUGUUGGGGGGCCAUGUCCCUGCUCACGUGUACACGCGGCAGCUCGACGUUGCCACCGCCGACACGUCGCCGCUCGUGCCAUUUGACCCGACCAAGUCGAAAGUUCCCAACUUCAUCUCGAUGGACAAAAAGGUGCUCCGGUUCGACGGCUACUUUCUCGAAGCUGUGCACGAAAGCAACGUCGAGAACUUUCGCGUGCGCAAGUGCGUGGUGCUGUACUACCUCGAGGACAGCACGAUUCAGAUCAUCGAACCCAAGGUCGAGAACAGCGGGAUCUUGCAAGGCAACUUUGUCAAGCGCCACCGCAUUCCCAAGCCGGAAAGUGGCGGCGACGACAUGGCGUACUACACAUAUGCCGACAUCAACAUCGGGAACCAAGUCACGUUUUACGGCCGCACGUUCCACAUUCAGUCGGCGGACUCGUUCACGCGCAAAUUCCUCCACGGCCAAGGAAUUCCCGUUCCGGACGACCAGCCAACGCCGCGUGAUGCCUACACGACAAUGCGCCAUGCCCACAUGUCCCGCGAAACAGGUCAAGACAUCGAUGCCAACUACGGGAAGAAGCAGUACCCGAUGAAGGAGUUUAUGGAGGCGUCGUUGGGCAAGUUUGCGCGGCCGUCGGACCACCGCCGUCGGUUCAUCGAGCACGAUCGCCACGUCCUGCGUUGGUUUGCCUUGUGGGACGACACGUCCAAGCUGUACGGCACCAAACAUCAGUACACUGUGCACUUUUUCCUCGCAGACAACACGGUCGAAAUCCGCGAGUCGUAUGAGCGCAACAGCGGGUGCGAUCCGUUUCCGAAGCUGCUCAAUCGCGUCCGCCUCUUGAAACAGCCCAAGUUUGAGGGCCCGUACGCGACGGCCCUUACAAACGUCGACCCGCCCCCCGACGAUGACUACUUUAGCUGGGAACACUUGGCCGUGGGCGUCACGGUGAACAUUUACAACCGCAACAUUCUGCUCUUGGACGCGGACGACAGCACGCGGCAAUGGUAUGCCGACCACGGCAUCGACGUCGGCAAGCCGCUCGUCGUCCAUGACACGACGGAGAAGCCAAAACCGUUCGUGCCACCGCCGUACAACGGCAUCGGGUCCGAGAUCGACUCGCUGGGGUCGUGCUAUCAUCUCACCCCCAAGCCGCAUCGAAAGUCGAUGGACGAAACGGAUAACAAGAUCAUUCUCCGAUUCUGCGCCCACAUGGACACGACCAAGCCGGAAGACGUCCACCGACGCUUUAUCGUGAGCUUUAUGAUUUGCGACUUGUCCAUCAUGGUGAUGGAACCCCCCCAGCGAAACAGCGGCAUCGGCGGAGGCAAGUUUAUGGAGCGAGGUGUCCACAAGAAUCCCUGCAGGGGCACCCCGUUUGUCAAGUCGGACUUUUACGUCGGCGCGCGCAUCGAAGUCGUCGGCCAGGCCUUCAUCCUCGACAACCUGGACGAGUACUCGGCCAAGUACAUGGAAUCAAAUCCCGCCGAUUUCCCUUACGCCGACCGUGACCGCGCCUUGAAGAAGCUCAAGAACGCGUGGCAAUCGGCGCUAUGGCAAGACGUGGCGGGUGAGAAGGCGCUGACCGACGCGCAAGUCCGCCGCUGGCUCCGAGAUUUCAAACUCGUUCCUCAUGAAGUUAUUGCGCUCUUGCGUGGGCCGUGCGGCAACGAAGACGGACACUUGGAUCUCGCGAAGCUCAAGCAGGAACUGGCCACGUAGUUUGACAACACUGGAGCAACUAACACUGUAUCAAUGCAUUUCGUGUGUGCGGACA
Aphanomyces invadans is the source of this 1899-nucleotide messenger RNA. RefSeq lists its product as hypothetical. The record is from RefSeq and is a predicted model, not a curated record. The coding region runs from base 51 to 1844 and encodes 597 amino acids. Gene Ontology annotation, molecular function: alpha-tubulin binding. The transcript is spliced from 4 exons. Gene Ontology annotation, biological process: mitotic spindle organization; cilium-dependent cell motility; mitotic cytokinesis. Gene Ontology annotation, cellular component: axoneme; mitotic spindle. NCBI's taxonomy places the organism in Eukaryota, Oomycota, Saprolegniomycetes, Saprolegniales, Verrucalvaceae.